This is a messenger RNA of Spodoptera litura, 2639 nucleotides long. It is a transcript of the gene Uxt, whose product is annotated as Uxt prefoldin-like subunit. Gene Ontology annotation, biological process: positive regulation of transcription by RNA polymerase II; negative regulation of transcription by RNA polymerase II. Gene Ontology annotation, molecular function: transcription corepressor activity. Gene Ontology annotation, cellular component: mediator complex. NCBI's taxonomy places the organism in Eukaryota, Metazoa, Arthropoda, Insecta, Lepidoptera, Noctuidae. The record is from RefSeq and is a predicted model, not a curated record.
UGUUAGCUCACAUAGUUCUCCCGGCUUUGUAAAAAUACUUUAUUUUCGAUAAAUUUUAUUAAUUCGCUCGUACAAGUCGUACAAAAAAGUAAUGAACAAUUUACAUCAGUGAAACAUUUUACUGCGUUUGGUGGCUAAAGUACCGAGAACAAAUAAAACAAUUUGGAGGUUAAGUAUGUGAGAACAACAACAACAAAUUCCUUCAAAACACUAAUAAGAAGACAUCACGAUGUCUACUCCUAACAUAGAAGAAACCAUCUUUAAAUACGAGACCUUUAUUAACGACGUACUAAGAGAAGACCUACGUCGAGUGCAAAUAAAAUUAGAAAAAACCAACGCUGAAAUUUCAGACUUGAUCCAAGAGAAACAUACAAUAAGAGUGGUCACAGACAAAAAGAUGCAUCCUAACGGCUUUAAGACACAAGUAAAUAUAGGUUGCAACUUUUUUAUGGAGGCAGCAGUCCGUGAUACUUCUAAAUUGCUUAUGAAUAUAGGUUUAAAUAAUUAUUUGGAGUUUACUCUCGAAGAAGCCAAUAAGUACUUGGAUGUAAGAAUAAAAGCGUUUGAGGAGCUGGCUACGGCAUUACAGAAUAAGGCUGCUAAGAUUAAGGCACAUAUCAAAAUGAUGCUUAUUGGAAUUGGACAGUUACAGGACGAACAGAAUGUGGAAGAUCCAAAAAAACGACGGAAUGCGAAUGAUGAAUCAUUACAUGGUAUGAAAGACCGAUAGAUUCGUAAUUAAUUGAAUCUUUGAAUUCAUAAAUAAUUAAUAGUUGAUAAAGCGAAAGAGGUAUGUAAAAAUCAUAGCAAUUGGUGUUCCAUAUUCUCUGCCUACCUCCAUGGGAGGUAGACGUGAAUUUAAGUUAUGUAUUCAUAAUUAAUAUGUUGAACAUUGUGGCAGUCAUAGUGUCUGUUUGUAGCAAAAGACUUACCUUCAAGUUUUCUGUCGGCAGUCAAAGACUUACAUACGUAAUCUAAUUUUUAAGCUGUUGUUGUAUAAACUUAUUGUAUUUUGGCUAUAUUCUAAGCUUUGUAAAAAAAGUUAAGUUGGUUGUGUUAAGAAAGGCUUACAUCAACUUGACUCCAGUUAACAACUGAUCAUAAAUGUUAACUGGUCAUAAACAUUCAUCCAGUUCCUUCUAUACUGAAAUCCUCUAUAGGGUCUCCAUGUUUUCCCAGAUCUAGGGUUGAAAUCUGCACCAAAAACUUGGGUUCUUUUACCAGUUCAGUUUCCAGUGGAAACUGUACUCACUUGAGCAUAAACUCCUGUUAACAGUCCAGAUUGAUUUGCGCAACUCAUUUCCGAGUAUAUAUUAUAUGGAAUUAAAUUGAUCGGGACCGCUGACCCUUUGCAGAAUUACAUUCUGUAAUUUCCGUACAUUAAAUUGCUUUCUAAAUUUAAAAGAAUUAAACUAUUAUCAUAUCAGCCACGAGACAUCAUGCAUCACUAUGCAAAACAUGGCCUAUGUUUAUGUUAUCGAAUGAUACAUUCUAGAUAUUACACAGUCCAUACCAAAAUGGAGUGUAGGCCCAGAAGGAGAUGGCGGGAUUAACUUGACGUCUCUGAAAAGGAUUGGCCAUAGAAAUCUAUAAGAAGAGAUGAGCGGAAGUAGGGUAGGGAGGCCUUUGCCAUGAAUUGGGAUGUCCAUGGUUAGAAAUGAAAAUGAUAACAAAUAUCAAAAGUUUAGUUUGAAUUAAACAGAUCCUUUGUUGUUGAUAUUCCUUGUAUGUACAUACAUUACAUUGUAUUUAUGUAUGUUACGUUGUACAGUGGCAUUAAGUGCCGUAAUGUGCACCUCUGCCUACCCCUUCGGGGAUAAACGGUGUGAUGUUAUGUUAUGGUUGAAAUUCCUUGCUUCUCUCAGAAAAUGUAAUUAUAUUAAAAGCAUUUUUGUACUACCUAUUUAUGUGAUAAUAGUUAUUUUUAACAUGAUUGUUAGCUUUAACAUAUUAUAUGAUUUUGAAGUAAAAUAUAUGUUAAACACAAAAUGUAUAUUUAAGUAACUACCUAUAGGUACUGGAUUUCGUUUUUAUGCAUUAUAUUAUUAUUAAAUAUUUAAAGUAAUUUGAAAGUUUAAACUCAAAUCGCUGAUCAGGGUGCUUACUCUUGAAACCAAUCUCAAUGUCAAUUUAAUCGCAUUCCAAGAAAAUAUCAAUUAUUCAUUGUGAACACAAGAUAAAUAACAUUAAUUCAGGGCAUAGAAUAUAAAGCCAUUUAGUUCAUUCAAGACCCACGCAUUACGUAUGCAAUGGGCGCUAGUGUUGCAACUCAAGAAUACGUAAUUUCACAAUAUCAUUGUUGAUUGAUUGGAAUUUGAUUCAAGAGUAAGCUCCCAGGAGUCCCAGAACUGUUCACCCCAAAACUGAAGUAUGGUAAACAUAAUCAUUUGUACCUUUAACAAUUACAAUUAUAUUUUUGUUGCUUUAUAAAAUGUAUUCUAAAAUUAAUCUAUUUUUAAACUGUAACUGAGUUGGUCAUAUUGAUUGAUCAAUUUGUACCAUGUGCCACUUUGAUAAGGUAUAUUAUAGAUUACGUAACUAAUUGUUAAUUUAAUGUUAUAGCCUAAGUGUACCUACUCUGUAAAAAUAUAAUCAUUGUUUAUGUACUAUAUCACAUUUUGUAUAAUAGAAAACUUUGU